Molecule: messenger RNA, 1181 nt
Organism: Cynara cardunculus var. scolymus (artichoke)
Lineage: Eukaryota; Viridiplantae; Streptophyta; Magnoliopsida; Asterales; Asteraceae
Product: probable esterase KAI2
Exons: 2
Coding region: 76-888 (270 amino acids)
Biological process (GO): response to karrikin
Source: RefSeq, a predicted model, not a curated record
GUGGUACUCAUCCCCCCAAUAUUAACAAAACCCAAUUUCACACCUCCACCACAAAACCUAAAUCAACCACCCACCAUGGGAGUCGUCGAAGAAGCUCACAAUGUCAAAAUCCUAGGUUCCGGCCACCGGACCAUCGUCUUGGCACAUGGUUUCGGUACCGACCAAUCGGUAUGGAAGCAUCUGGUUCCUCAUCUCGUCGAGGAUUACAAGGUUGUUUUGUACGAUAACAUGGGGGCAGGUACCACAAACCCUGAAUACUUCGAUUUCGAGAGGUAUGCGACUCUGGAAGGUUAUGCGUACGAUGUGAUCGGCAUUCUGGAGGAACUUCGGGUAUCUUCAUGUAUAUUUGUCGGUCACUCUGUGUCGGCUAUGAUUGGGGCGGUCGCUUCCAUUACUCGUCCUGAUCUGUUUUCCAAAAUUGUGAUGAUUUCGGCUUCUCCAAGGUAUUUGAACGAUGUGGAUUAUUUUGGGGGAUUUGAAAGAGAAGAUCUUGACCAACUAUUCGAAGCAAUACAGUCGAAUUUCAAGGCAUGGUGUUCUGGUUUUGCCCCAUUGGCAAUUGGAGGUGACAUGGAUUCUGUAUCGGUUCAAGAAUUUAGUCGAACCCUUUUUAAUAUGAGACCCGACAUAGCCCUAAGCGUUGCACAAACCAUUUUCCAAAGUGACAUGAGAGAACUGUUGUGCCACGUGUUGGUCCCGUGCCACAUCAUCCAAAGUAUGAAGGAUCUGGCGGUUCCGGUGGUUGUCUCUGAAUACCUUCAUCAGAACCUUGGCGGCGAGUCCAUCGUUGAGGUCAUGUCGACGGAAGGCCACCUGCCGCAGUUGAGUUCACCGGAUGUUGUGGUUCCGGUGCUUCUUAGGCACAUCCGUUGUGAUAUUGCUGUGUAAUUAUAUUAGGUUAUCUAGUAUUGUGGAAAGUUCGGUUGAGAAUCAUAUUACCAUUGUCGAACCGGAAGACCACCAAGAGCGCGUUACAUAUCCAUAUUCAUCAAGAAUAAUGGACGUGAAUUGACAUGUGGCGUUCCUCUAAGUGGUUUCCGGUUCACAAUGAAACCGAGGUUCUUAACCGCACCUGCUCCAUCUAGUCCUUUGGUUUAUUUUGGUUAUGUGAAGUACAACUUGUUGAUAAAAACUUUUUAUGAACUUGAAAUAAUAUUAUAUCUACGUGUGCACGUUUUUCU